Molecule: messenger RNA, 217 nt
Organism: Scutellospora calospora
Lineage: Eukaryota; Fungi; Glomeromycota; Glomeromycetes; Diversisporales; Gigasporaceae
Source: the annotation of a GenBank genome assembly
AGACAUCAAUAUUAAGCUCCAUCAUUUCAAUCGUGAAGAUGUUAAGAAUAAUUUGUUCGGUAUCUACAAAGAUGAAGCGACGACUUCAAGUCAAAAAUGUCUUGGGAUAAUUCCAUAUAUGGACUUACAAGUUUUGGACGAUCAAGAAACGAAAAUAGAAAUUUUAGACUUAACAAAAAAUCAGAUGUAUAUGGUGUUGGAGUUCUUAUCUCUUUGA